This is a messenger RNA of Corticium candelabrum, 2718 nucleotides long. RefSeq lists its product as uncharacterized. Bases 721 to 1980 code for a protein of 419 amino acids. The transcript has 3 exons. The record is from RefSeq and is a predicted model, not a curated record. NCBI's taxonomy places the organism in Eukaryota, Metazoa, Porifera, Homoscleromorpha, Homosclerophorida, Plakinidae.
UUCUAUUGUUCGACCGUGAGACGACAUUUGAAGCGAUUUUUCGAAAGUUGCAAGAGUUGUGUCGAUUGUUUCAACAGUUUUGCGAUGCCUUCAAAGAAGAAACAAGCACGCGUCGUUCCCAGAAGGGCAUCGGAACGCGAAUCCUUCGCGGUGUCGGAGGAUCGCGUGUUGAUAGACCUCUCCUAGUUGUCUGGAGCAUUGCAACAAGCAGCCGUGUGCGCCAGGUGUAAGCGUGGCUCACUUUUAUAAAGACCGGAGAGAGGAGGUUUGGGUUUGCGUGCAAGUUGCUGUUGGAAUGCACCUACGAUUUUUGCAACGGUGGCAGUCGUGUCAGGACUGUAACUGACUUUUUCACUUCAAAGAGGGUAGCGCCAAGUGAAAAAGUUCCAUUGGAAGUGAAUCGGCGCAUGGUUCUGUUGGCUCGAGAGCUGGUUUUGGCCAUGCGGAUUAGAGAGACUCGUUGCCGUUGUCGGACUCCCUGGAGCGCUCUCCCAAGAUUCUUUCUCCUGUAGUCGUCAUGUAGGUUUACUCGUCUAUGCGUUGGUCGUGGUACAUGAUGAUCGAGUUAUCUGCAGGCUAUUGAAGUUGCUACAUCGUCGGUAGCGGAAACCGUGAUGCAGGAGGCGGCAACGGAACUCUUUGAACUGCAGAGAGUCACUGCUGAUGGUGUGAGACUUACCGUUGUUGAGCAUUUUACAUUUGUGCUGUUGUAUUGAACAAAUGCUGCAGUCUCCGCUGGAGGUGUCAGUGUCAUGUGAUGGCACGUGGCAGAGACGGAGUCAUCAAUCUUUGUAUGGCAUGCAAGCUGCCAUUUCCGUUGAUACCAGGAAAGUGUUGGAUUAUGAAAUACAGAGUAAGAUCUGUACUGAGUGCCAAUUGCAUGGAAACUGGGAUCAUAGGUCUGAGGCAUACAAGAAGUGGUACGAACAACAUCAACCCACGUGCCACAUCAACUAUUGGUCUACCUACAACAGCAUAGAGGCGUUUGGUAGCAAGAUGUGGCGCCGUUCUUUGAAGAAGAGGAACUUGAUAUCCACUACCUACAUGGGUGAUGGCAACAGCGCCGCGCACAAGGCAAUUGUUGAGGCCAAUACCUAUGGUGAUGAACACACUGUUAUCAAAAGUGACUGCAUUGGCCAUGUUCAGAAACGGAUGGGAACGUCUUUGGAAAGGCUCCUCGUCAAAUGCAAGGACCAGAUUAUCAUUCUUACUACUGAAGGAUCUACUGAGAGGAAGGGAAUUAUCGGUCGAAGUGGUCUCACCAAGGAAGUUAUAGAUAAAGUACAUUACAGUUUCCCAAAUAUUUUCCAAUUUUUCCCUUUAUUUGUUGUGGUUGUUUGCAUUGUACAGAUACAGAAUUACUAUAGCAUGGCCAUUCGUGGACAUCUUGGUAACAUGGAUGGCACGACCAACGCCCUUCAUGCCAUUCUGGGGCACUCUUCCAAUGACCACCCGUACUGUCCAGAUGACGAGACUAACUGGUGCAAAAUCCAAAGGAAUGAUCCAUCAUAUAAACCCAAGGAGAUAGCACCAGAAGCUCUCGAACUCUGCAAGCCAGACUUUGAGCGUCUUUCGCAUCCCGACCUACUAGCUAGAGUUCAACGAGGAGACACUCAAAAUCCUAACGAAGCUCUCCAUAAUAUUGUUUGGAGAAGGGCACCAAAACAUAUGUUUACGUCACCUCAAGCAAUUAGAAUUGCAACAGAUCUCGGUGUCAUUCAGAGAAAUGUUGGCAAUGUUGGUCUUCUGAGGGUGCUGAAAGCUAUGAACAUAACGAACAAUACUGCUAGCUCGAAUCUCUUUAAGAAACUGGAUGCUCUAAAGUUUUCGAGUCUUACUAAGAAGAAAUCAGAGGCUACUCGGAAGAGGAGGCAGAUUAUUCGUGGGCAGCGCAAAAAGAAACAAGACCGUCAUGAGCAGACCGAGAAACCGUCGUAUGAAACAGGUGUGUUUUGCUAUUUACCUGUUCUGGUGAUUUGAAAACACUUUUCUUGUCAAUACAAUACGUGCCUUUGACCUACCUAACAAGGACAUACUCGGCCCCUCUGUAACCACCCCUCAACAGAGGCAGCCAAGAAGAGGAAGGGAAAGCAAGCGAGCAACCAACCUGCUGCCAAGAAGGCAAGAGACCUAAACGUGUUGUGGAGGACAGUGACAGUGCGUUAGUUGGAGCAUGAGCCCAGAGACAUUCAGCCGACGAGGCGUUCAUCGCGACAGAAACGAGCUCGUCCAACCUUGAAUCUGGAAGACUAUGAUUUUGAUUACGAGUUGUAAUCUGUCUUAUCUCUUAGUGGCAGGACAUAAUAUAUAUAAACUAACAUUUCAGGCCAGUAUAUGCUCUGACUUCUACGUGGUCUGGCCUGGGUAACGCUAACAAAAGUAUACGUUUGGUGAACGGGUUUUGUGUCGUGUGCUCUGAUUUAACUUUUUUUUGUGAGAGAAUGACUGCUAAUUUCUACUCUGAUCUGAGCAGGCUACUGCAGUGAGGAAGUUGAAAAUCAACUCUUUAUAUAUUUUAUAUAGAAUGUAAUGUACUGUAUUAAGUAAAUAGCCAAUACGUAGUUUGGUUCAAGUUCAUGAACCGUAACAAGGGUUAAGUGUUGUUAUAAAUAGCAGAAUAUCGAGUUUGUAAGUGGAAUAAUGUUUCUGUGAAGAAUUCAAUAGAUACGGGAGUGCCAGGGAAGCAUGUGGUUUCGAUAGGGCUCCUAGAGACGAUGA